AUGACGCAACCACCGGCUGAUACGCAAUGGUUGGGCCAGACUGCCCAAAGGCGACUGCAUACAAAGUCUCGCGGCAUCCACACCCUCCUGUUUCAGUCGCAUUACAUCACCGUCUCCUACCAUAACACACUUCCUCAUACCCAGCUACCGCCGAUUACUACACCCCAACGCGUACUCAUCAAAUCCAUCAUGUCUUCUGGCUUCAGCAAUACGGAUACCGGCUCCAAGAAUGCCGACCCCUACACACAGAAGAAUCUCCAAGAGCCCCCUCUGAAGGAGAAGGUUGAGGACCUCUUCGAGUUUGUAGACAAGACCAAGUUCUGUUUGUUGACUACACAAGUUGCCGACAGUGAUCUGUUGGCUUCACGAGCCAUGGCUGUAGCAGCAAAAGAAGGAAACGGCUUCGAUAUCCUAUUUCACACCAACACCGAGUCAGGCAAAACUGACGACCUCAAGGAGCAUGCAGCAGUCAACGUUGGCUUCAUCAACAACUCUGGCGAGUGGGCUUCCAUUUCUGGCCACGCAUCCAUCGAGACCAACCGUGACAUUGUUCGCAAGCACUACUCUCCCGCAUUAAAGGCAUGGCUCGGUGAUCUCGGUGACGGCAAGCACGACGGUGGCCCAGAGGAUCCGCGUAUUGGUAUCAUCCGCGUCAAGGCCAGCACCGCACAGUAUGCAGUAUCGAAGAAGACUCAGAUUGGCGGGUUCGUUGAGUUGGCAAAAGGCAUUGCAACUGGCGAGAGCCCGAGUGUGAACAAGCUGAGGCGUAUCAGCGAGUCGGAGAUUCGACAGUGGAAGUCACAGUAA
Messenger RNA from Plenodomus lingam JN3, 807 nucleotides. Lineage: Eukaryota; Fungi; Ascomycota; Dothideomycetes; Pleosporales; Leptosphaeriaceae. The record is from RefSeq and is a predicted model, not a curated record.